Messenger RNA from Ambispora leptoticha, 315 nucleotides. The record is from the annotation of a GenBank genome assembly. Lineage: Eukaryota; Fungi; Glomeromycota; Glomeromycetes; Archaeosporales; Ambisporaceae.
AUGUUAAGUGUGGGUAAUAAAAAAGAGUUUUGUUGUGAAGAAAUGUUUUUGCAUCUUUUUAGGUUGGCGGGAGAAAAAUCUGAACUUCACUUUGGUUAUUAUCCAGUGUUUAGGGAAUAUUUUAUUGAUUACAAAGAAGAAUACGGUGGGGGCGUCCAGUUAAUAAAGUAUUGCUGUUGGUGUGGAAAAAAACUUCCUAGUAGUUUAAGAGAGGAGUUUUUUGAUACAUUGGAAAAAGAAUAUAAAAUAGAAACCGAUAUCGGCGAAUACAAUGAAAGACCUGAUAUUCCCCAAGAGUUCAAAAGCGAUGAAUGA